UUAUUGAUUAUUCGUCAUAAAAAUUUAAUGUUUAUAUUUCCCGCCAAUAAACGGCGGCUAUUUUAGCCUUUUUGUGAACCCCGCGACAGGAAGUGAGUGAUGAAGGUGCUACGCAGGCGCAAAUUGACCUUUCGGUUGAAGAAUCCGUCGGUCACAUAUUUCUCCACACCGUAAGUAAAGCACCGGCACACAACAUGGGUGACAUUGAAGACACACACUUCGAGACCGGCGACUCCGGCGCCUCGGCCACCUUCCCCAUGCAGUGCUCGGCGCUGCGCAAGAACGGCUUCGUCAUGCUCAAGGGGCGCCCCUGCAAGAUUGUAGAGAUGUCCACCUCCAAGACCGGCAAACACGGCCACGCCAAGGUGCACCUGGUCGGCAUCGACAUAUUCAACGGCAAGAAAUACGAAGACAUAUGCCCCUCCACCCACAACAUGGACGUGCCUCACGUGAAGCGCGAGGACUACCAGCUGACCGACAUCUCUGACGACGGCUACCUCACACUGAUGGCGGACAACGGUGACUUGCGCGAGGACCUGAAGAUUCCGGACGGUGAUCUCGGCAUACAACUGCGCUCCGACUUCGACAGCGGCAAAGAGCUACUGUGCACAGUGCUGAAGUCUUGCGGUGAGGAGUGUGUCAUCGCAGUGAAGGCAAACACGGCUCUCGACAAAUAAACCAACCGCAGCAUUUAUAGGGUUACAACAAACAUAUAAUUUUUUUACAAUCAAACAACUCUUACAUAAAUGUAAAACAUAAUAUUAUGUAUAAUUGUAUAAUUUAUAAAUAUGAUCGUUUUGACGCUCGGACCGACAGUCCCGCCAUCCGCGUUCGCACGUUACACUACAUGGGUAAUGAUCACCGCGCGGACAUUAGCUGAAUAGUUACACUUAUCUACUUAAUUUAUUGUGAACUUAUUAUAAGUGAUGAAUUGUUGUUCCCAUUUCGUAUAGGUUAAGCGAAGCCGCUAUAGCUCCACGGUUAGAAGCCCGGACUCAAAAUUGAGAGGCCUAACGUUUUCGUCCGUUGGAGUAAAGUACCCAAUUGUAACCAACUAUCAGCUUUGUUGUACGUGAAAGCGACCUUUAUUACUCAUGCUUAAUAGAUAUCUUUUUACUAAAUCUUGAUGUGGGAGUUUACCUUGUCCUCAAAAAAAUGACAGUCCACUGCAAUUUGCCCAAGGGAAACCAGACCCACUAAUGAAGAUCAAGGCUGGGAAGUUAGAGAAGUUUAUAACAUUUAUGGUGAAUUGUUCCUUUGAGCAAGACACUUCUAAAUAGAUCACAAAGCCAAUAUGGUGAGCCGAUGUCCUCAUUCACAUAUCCCUUCGCAGCUAAUCCACGGAUUCUCCGUGCGGUGUGCCGGGUCUAUGUCGCAGAGAGAAAAACUCAAAAACAAAGUCCAGGACUUGUGACCAAUGGGCAAUGGAUGUAUUCUUAAGGAAUUCCAUUGUCAUGAUUACUUAACGAACGUACUUAGUACUUUUAUCUUAACAUUUUUGCGACGAAUUGCACCAGUACAAGAAGUUAAGACAUGUUGGCAAUGUUACAACAUCUCUAUUGCUAAGGCAAUGGAAGUCUCUUGGUGACUUUUUGGAAUGAGAACCUAUACUAUGGCCGAAGACUAUACCAAUAGAAUUGGAACUAUAUGUUGAAGCCAUAAUAUACCUGUGACUAAUGUCUUUGAUAACUUACAAGUACUUUUACUGACCUUUAAUGCCUUUAAAGAAAUUCAGCUGGAGCAUGAAAUAUACCCUUAAAUACUGAUGGUCUGUCUAAAGACUUUGGCCUGUAACUGUGGAAGUCCAAAGAGCGUUGUAAGAUACAAUUCAAGGAAGGAAGGAAGAAGAAGAAGAUAUACUUUAUUGCACACAUAAAUAAGAAAAUAAUUAAAUGGAGGAGGUACUUAUGGACCUCUCUCAAGACUAUAAUAACGAGGACAAGGUAUUUGUAAAUGAUCGGAGGGUCUUAUGACCUCUCUUAAGACUAAUAAUGAGGACAAGGUGUUUGUAAAAAGAUCACCAGACCACAAGAGAUGGGAGUGAAAAGAGAUUAAGUAUAAUAUGAAUAAACCCUUUUUUACUAAGCUGUUAUUUAAAAUAUAAUCCUCAACGUGAAUGCUUUCAUUAAUUUAUUUCGAUACAAAAUAUCGUGCGAGCUCGGAUGUCGUUGUAACUUCUCGUUUGUUUUGUUUUGUUUGUUCUCUUUUCGUUUUACCGUCGUUCUUUACGUUGCGAGCCGCCGAAAGGAAGACGUAUAUAACCUAAAAAAAAAUAUUUUAUAUCACAUCUGUGUGAUAACUCUAAAACUCAAGUGGUGGAUAUUGCUUUUUUGGGCCCGCGAAAAGAUGAACCGCAAACCGGAAGUUGUUUACCAAUACUUUUAAAACGCUAAAUUAAUUAAUAUCAUAUUAAAUAAAAAAACGCAAGAAAAUUGAAAAAAAAAGUUUUGAAAAAAUCCAAAAAAAAAUAGAAAUAAAGAGAAAUUCUUUGAAUGUUGGGUGUGUGAUUGUUUGACGUCGUUUGGCCUGCGCCGCACUGAUUUGCCGAAACUGAACAAAAAAUCGGUUUAUUUUAUAAUUCAAUACCUUCUAUUUAAAUAUCAGCUGAUCAUACAAGUCGAGCCUAACCUCAAUGCUUUUUCACAAGAAUAUCCUAGGUGCAAUUGCGUGACUCGAUGGAAUCCAUGUGACAGCUCCAUUUUAUGACAAAUAAAAUGGAGAAUUAUGAAGGAAUUCUGUCAGUUUGAAAAAGAUGGCGGAAUGGAUUUGCUGUCAAAGGGAUCUGAUCAAAUCAGGCAAUUGCCCACUAAAUAACUUCCUAAGUCAGUCUUUGUCUAGCAUUGUAUUCCUAAAGCAUGUUAAACCUAUAGUUUAAUAUUGCACUAAAAUAUGCACGGAUAGUCGACUCUCACUUGCGAUCAGUGAUUUCUUGACCAUCAAAUCAUGAUCGAUCAGAAGUGAUCAGUGAUUUCUUGAUGUCACUGAUUAGACUUAAAAUUCGCGUUUCGUCAUGUCAGUGUUGCGUGGGUCAAAUGACCUUUUAGUCCUUUGACGGCGUGCUGGUAACGCCGCGUGCCCUUCGACCAACACUUGCCAUCUGUUCAAAUGACUUACAAUUUCUAUAAAUAAAAAAAAAUAUAUAAUUUUAUAUCAUAUUCAUUGAGGCAUCCUACCUACAUGAGUAAGUGGCUCGCAGCGAUUGACAAAAAAUAUAUAUGAUAUAUUUAAAAUAUAAUCUCGUCGUCAACCCUUUUCGUCCGCGACUCGUCCUUGCAGUAUCUCUAAAAUUCCUUAGCACGAGUUUAAACGAUGGUUAUUGACGAGUCCUUGACGAAAUAACUUCGCAUAGCUAUAAGGAACAAUUCUGACAAACUACGAUCGGGUUAAUGAAAUAAAGGUGACGAGAUCAGGACGAGUCGACGACUAGUAUUUAAAUCCUUUUAGAACGUUUUGCUAAUGCAAUGUUUAUUAUUGACGAAUUGUGGUUAUAUAGCGCGAUGGGUGACUCGCUCGUGUAGAUGGGCCUAUAUCGCUCCCUCUGUACCCCUUGUAUGAGUUAUAUAUUCGAAAACUGUAUUCACCUUUGAGAUAGCAGCCAAUUUUUUUAUAUCAUAUCGAUCACAAGGAGAUAGAUAGGGCGUUUAUUGUUGUCCAUAAAUUACUUGUAGUUCAAUCGACGCUUCUAACGAUAAAAUUUUCGCAACUGACAACGCUGUUCUAAACACCGUAAACAGUAGAGCUCCUGGCGUUUUCAAUAUUAUUCUGUAGUGAUAUUUAAAAAUGAUUUUGAAUGGGUCAUUUUUAUAAGGUACUCAACUCGAAAGUACCCAUAUUUCUCAUGCCAGUAGCCUCUGGUGAUGUAUAGUAUUAUUUAUGCCUACGUUAAUUUUUCCUAAAGUAAUAAGAAAACAUCAUGAUGAAAGUUUUCGAUUUGUAACCGAUUCGUACUAGGGGUACACGAGCGGACGCGAAAGACUGACCCAAGUCACGCGUAAACACAAUCACUUCAGUCAAGACUGAAUUGCAUUUUUUUUAGAUAAAAAAGAAACUAGUUUAUUAUUGUAUAAACUUAGCUCUACGGUUUAGAGAAUGUGUGCUGAGCCCCUUUCACACUGACGUUCAUAUCGUGACACGACGGUGACGUCACUUUCGACACAACUGUCAUGUAGAGGUGGGUAUAUCUGUCUAAGUCCGUAGACAGAGAAAGUAUUAGACGCAUUGAUGGCAUCCGUCCUCAGACCAAUAACCUUCUAUUGGACUUGUAUUGCACUCAAAAACAGCAACAAAAUUGUCUGUCGUCUUUUGAGGGGGAUAAGGUAAACUCGCACAUAAUAAUUAAUUGAACACCAAUAUAUCCUGUGUUACACAACAACUUAUAGAUUUUUAAUCGUUUAACAUUCACGUAAUUUUAACACAAUGAAACAUCGAUUAUAUAGACGCAGUUUGUGUUUAAACGUUUGAUCAUGAUCAAAUAGUUUUGACAGGGGUAAACUCAAGGCAGGUCCUUGGAAGGUGAUUGGUCUGAGCAUCCAUCGCGUUCUCUCAAAAGAUUACAGCUUAUACAUAAGAAACGAGGCAAAGCAAAUCAAUAGCCUUUGACUAGUGAGGACAAGUUUGACAAUCAAUAAUAAUAAUUUUUUAUGCUUAUAUUUAAAAAAAGUUAUAUUGGUGAAAAAAUAGUUCAGUGUAGUUUGUUGUGUCUAUAUGUUUUAUGUGAUGUAAUCAGUACUCUGUCUACGAAGAGACAUUGGUUGGCUACUAGUAAUUGACAACUAUUGCGACUGCAAAUGCUGUAGUGACCAAACUUCAUUAAAGUCCGGCCGCUCAGAGAUUGCGUUUCUGUUUGGUCGUGAUCAUGAUAUUAUCCCGUUUUUUGUCUCAUCACUACAAAGACAAACGGUUGGCAUAACCUUUUAACAGCGCAGUUCAACAACCGUCUACGCCAGUUCACGAUCACGGCCUGUCAGAAACGCAAUCUCUGAGCGGCCGGACAUUAAUCAAUCUUCGCACGCACAGUACAGAGGUUGAGAAGUGUGUUGCCGACCACAGCUCGCUGUUUUCUCGUCUAACUCCUCAUACACUGAUCUUUAUACUAACUGAUACUGUAGUCCGCCAUUUUGAAAUUUGGAAAACCACCAGGGAUGGUUAUUGAAGAACUAAGUAAAAUAUGGCUUACUGCGUAUGUAAUAAGUAGAAUUAAUUAUUUUAUGUAAUGACUGGCGGACGCCCGCGAAACGUCCCGCUCUUUGACCUUAAUCCGGUACUGUCUCAGAAUCUGUUCUUAGCCGACGUCUACUUUCUAUGGAAAGUACUUGGCGGGGACAAAAAGCUAAAUUUCUUGUACGUCUAGCGGUUUUCGAUAUUUUGUGAGCUUUCGCUUUUAUAUAUGUAGAAGAAGAGGAAGAAGAAGAAGAGAAUAAAGUAAUUAUUGUAAAGAAUGACGAUUUUGAAAAAGUCACUAUUGAGAAUGUAUUGCCGGGUCAGUUGAACCUGUCUUCUGGUCCGGUCUUUACAGUCAAACUUGAUUUUAAAAAUGCUUGUAGUUUACAAGCUUUUUGAAAUAAAUUAAAUUUUAUUUUUAUUUAAAAAUACUGACGCAUGGGCAGUUUUAUUUACUUUAGUUUUUUUUUUAUUAUUAUUUACAAGUUAGCCAUUGACUACAAUCUCACCUGAUGGUAAGUGAUGAUGCAAUCUAAGAUGGAAGCGUGCUAACUUGUUAGGAGGAGGAUGAAAAUCAACACUCCUUUCGGUUUCUACACGAUAUCGUACCGGAACGCUAAAUCGCUUGGCGGUAAGUCUUUGUCGGUAGGGUGGUUACUAGCCACGGCCGAAGCCUCCCACCAGCUAAAACUCUUCUUUCUUGGUAACUAGUGGCGCUGAGUCCUACCCACACAAACAAACUUUCAGUAAGCAUUCGUAUCCAGUUAGUAUAGAGUAUCAGUGUCUUCUCCCCUCGUACUGCGUAGGAGUUCAACAGUUUGCUUGUUUUUUUUUAAUUGAAAAUGACGUCACAAAAGUGUAAGCGUCGUUGCGAUUUCAAAGUCACAGUGAAGUGGGCCCUACGGCCUUUCCUUGCUCUCUUUGAUUUGAACAAAUGCGCUUUGGCGGCGGACGCUAGCAUAGCUCGGCUGUCGGGCGGAACAAGUGUUGUUUCGGAAGGCCAGGGUUCCUCGCCUGAUGCCAUGGGGGUUAUCGAUUUUUUAGUACCAUCAGAUUGUCAAAGACGAUGUGAAUAUACGAAAAAUAUUAUGUAAGAAUGUAAGGUAAGGCCCUAUAGGAGAGAUAUUUUUUUAUGCAUUACACAAGAAAAACUUUCGUACUUUGCCUAUUUGUAGUUUUAAAAAAAAAUGUAGUAAAGGAAAAAGAAUCUUGGCUGUUGAAAUUAAUAGAUAACCGGGUGGAAUAAAAUGUUUCUUAUGUUCUCUAGAUUCGAAAUGUACAUUCUCACAUGAAUUUACGCAUAAUCGUUAUUGUUGGUAAAGUUUUUAUACUUAGCAGCUUGUAAUCAAGUCUUUUUUUUUUAUUUAUAAAACCCGCUAAAGUAUUUGUGAAGGCAUCCCGAAGGUGUAAAAUAAAAUACUUUAGUAAUGAAAAUAAUAUUUUUCUUUUUUAAUUAUCUUACAUCGAAAUCUCCAUAACAGCUGGAAAUACCAGUUUGACUAUUGUUAUAAGUAUGUAUUUACUAAUUUAAUAAUAUACCUUUUUUUUUUAAAUCAAUAAUUACGUCAUCAAAUGCAAUAUCAACUUAAAUGUGCUUGCCGUGUUUAUAAGCCAGAGAACUAGAUUUUAUGAUUUCGGAAAAAAGCUAUUCAUUAUUCUCUAGUUCUACAGUUCUCAUGAUGAAAAAUGGUAUAUAGUGGUACUAGAAAAGACUUGUCUUCACGACAUAAUGUCGUGGAUCACUAUUUCUUUAUUUUUAAAAAUUACAGUUUUGCAGGACCGAUUUCGAACAAAAAGUACUGUUGACUACACAAACGAAAAUUUGUUCAAAAAGUAAAACCUUGAAUUUAAAUCUUUCUAAAAGCGCACGAUAAGUUUGCGCGUGGUCAAAAUCGGAACUUUAGUCUGGCAAGUUCGUAGAUAACACUCCCAUGAUAUGCGGGCGACAGGGGGUAAGACUGCGCGGGUGUGAAAUCGUGCGUGCGGGGAAGUGACGUGUGAAGUGAUCAGUCGUCGGUUUUUCAUUCAUCGCUACACGCCUCCCGGUCCUCACGCAACAUCGGGAGUGUUACGAACGAAGUUGCCAAGCUAUAAUCAAGGCAUCGUCAUCUUGUCUUAUCUCUUGGCGGGUAAAAGAGAUCACUAACGUUGGCAUUCAUGUACACACUAGUACACAUGACAGUUACAUGACAUGACACCUUGUACAUAACAUGAUAAAUAUUCUAUAUAGAAUUUUAGACAUUAUUUUUCAUGCUGCAUAUGUAAUGCUCAAUCGCUAAUGCCAUUUUUUAUCGUGCAAACUACCAUCGUGCUGUCAGAACUAGAUCACAUCGCGACUUAAGAAAUACCACUGAUUAUAAUUAUUAUAAAGUCGACUAUAAAAAAGGACCUUUGUACUAUUGAAUUUUGCAAACGGUGCACUAGUCUUGCUGUAUUUGUAUGAUAAAUGUAAGGCGCUCCUAGCGGUGACACAAGUAUUAACGUUUUUCAUACAAAUAUCACUUGAAAGUAACAUUAGCAGAAGCAACACUAUGUAGAGCUAUAUAAAGCUUGGUCAUGACAAAAUAGGAAAAAGUGUUAUAAAGUAAGCUCGAACUUUUUUUUUUAUAUUUCACGGGGCAAAGGUUGGAUCGAAAUCUGAGAGUUGAUAUUAAGUACAGAAGUUGUAUAAUACGUAAGACUUUUAAUAGAUGGAUGUUAGUUAUAAAACUAUAAUAAUCCACAAUAAUUGUGCAAUUUUCUACAUGUAUUAUUAUUAUUUCAUUGUUUUGUCAAUGUGCAAACAUUACCGAAUUAAAAUAGCAUUGACGCAUGGAUAAUAAAAUAUAUGUGAAUGCAGUAAACUAUUUAAUGAAAAUCUGUCUAAUUAAAAUCUGUACAAAACAAA
Molecule: messenger RNA, 8047 nt
Organism: Bicyclus anynana (squinting bush brown)
Lineage: Eukaryota; Metazoa; Arthropoda; Insecta; Lepidoptera; Nymphalidae
Gene: eEF5
Product: eukaryotic translation initiation factor 5A
Exons: 4
Coding region: 195-677 (160 amino acids)
Biological process (GO): positive regulation of translational elongation; positive regulation of translational termination
Molecular function (GO): RNA binding; translation elongation factor activity; ribosome binding
Source: RefSeq, a predicted model, not a curated record